AUGCGUACCAACAUCUGUCUCCUCGCCGUUCUCGGCGUGGCUCCUGCCCUUAUCGCCGCGGGCCCUAUCCCCCAGGCUGGUGGCAUGUAUGACUACUCUAUCGGUGUUCGUCCCGAGGGCCCUGGCGCAGAGGAGCAUGGUGGCCACGAGGAGGGAGAGUCUGUCUGUGGCAUCGUCAACCCAUGCGAGUACCUUGAUGCCGACAGCAACUUUGACAGCCCUCUUGGCCCGGGUGCGGGAGAGGGUGAGGGCGGGCGCGUCAAGCGCCAGGAACAGAAAGGCCCCUUUGUCUGCGUGAACUGCGACUCGAUCGUCAACCGUGGUCUCAGAUCGUGCGCCAAGGCCAGUGGCUGGCAGGUGAACUGCGACCUGCCCAGGUUCGCCAACCUCAUCAUCUGCGGCGGAGACUGCCACAAGACGCCCCAGCCGGGCAAGAUCCCCCAGCCCGAGCCCGAGAAGGAGCCGGAGCCGGAGAAAAAGCCGGAGCAAGAGGCUCCUCCUCCCAAGGGCGACUACAAGGAGCCCGAGCCCGAGAAGAAGCCGGAGCACGUCCACCCCGAGGGCGGCUACAAGGAGACCAAGCCGGCUGAAGAGCCCGCCAAGGAGCCUGCCCACGUCCACCCCGAGGGCGGCUACAAGGAGACCAAGCCCGCCGAGGAGCCGGCCCACUCGCAGAGCCCGACCUACGACGCCCCUCCUGCCAACUGCACCGAGAAGGCCACCGAGCACAAGUACGAAACCGUCCCCCACGGCAACCACACUGAGGAGGCGCCGGCCCCUGCCCCGACCCACGAGGUGACCCACCCGACCGGCACCUACCAGAGCCCGCCUGCUGCUCCUACCCAGCAGCCCUACCACACCGUCCCCCACGCUGAACAGCCCAAGGAGCACCACGAGGAGCCUAAGCCUGAGGCUCACAAGGAGGAGCCCAAGCACGAGCAGCCCAAGUAUGAGGAACCCAAGCACGAGCAACCCAAGUACGAGGAACCCAAGCAGGAGGAGCACAAGGAGCAGCCCGUCGCCGAGCACACCCCCGUCCACAGCUACCAGACCGUCCCCAUCCCCAGCGCCGAGGCGCCGAAGCACGAGGAGCCCAAGCACGAGCAGCCCAAGUACGAGGAACCCAAGCACGAGGAGCACAAGCAUGAGGAGCCCAAACACGAGGAGCCCAAGUACGAGGAACCCAAGCACGAGGAGCACAAGGAGCAGCCGGCCCCUUCCGCCGAGUACGCCCCUCCUGCCCAACCCGCCGCCGAGGAGCCCAAGCCCGAGACCAAGCGCCGCAAGGGCAAGAUGACCCCGGCAGUUGGUGGUGAUUACGGCCACCGCCAGUAA
Molecule: messenger RNA, 1335 nt
Organism: Pyricularia pennisetigena
Lineage: Eukaryota; Fungi; Ascomycota; Sordariomycetes; Magnaporthales; Pyriculariaceae
Exons: 2
Coding region: 1-1335 (444 amino acids)
Source: RefSeq, a predicted model, not a curated record